This is a messenger RNA of Nematostella vectensis (starlet sea anemone), 2898 nucleotides long. RefSeq names its product leucine-rich repeat-containing G-protein coupled receptor 4. The record is from RefSeq and is a predicted model, not a curated record. Gene Ontology annotation, biological process: G protein-coupled receptor signaling pathway. Gene Ontology annotation, cellular component: membrane. Bases 34 to 2367 code for a protein of 777 amino acids. The transcript has 7 exons. NCBI's taxonomy places the organism in Eukaryota, Metazoa, Cnidaria, Anthozoa, Actiniaria, Edwardsiidae. Gene Ontology annotation, molecular function: protein binding; G protein-coupled receptor activity.
GCAACAAAUCUAAACAGCAGUUAUGACAAAGAGAUGGCAAUCACUAGGAUCACUUUGAUAUCAAAUGCGAUCACCUUUUCCAUACUGGCAAGUCAUACAAGCUUCGGCACCGAGUCUCUCGCUCCUUCACCAACGCCCUCCAAGGAGCCGCUAGGUGGAACAUGGGCCAAUACAAGAUCUUCCCUUACUACCACUCCGUCCUUCCCGACAACCAGCCUAAUGCUCGCUACUGUUACCCCUGCUUCGCUGAUCAUCAGUCAAGCUAGCAAGAAUGCUACUCCCUCACCUAAACCCAGUAUCAAGGUGACUACUGCUACCGCUGUUCCAAGCAUCAGCAGCCAGGCUAGCCCAGUUGACGUUUGCCCGUCUCAAUGCGCAUGUACACGAUGUGAAGACGUCUUUGACUCGCAAGCGAUAAGAUGUCUUGGACAAAACCUGGAGGUGGUUGCCUUCUACCAAGUAUCAAGGGCAGCUUGCUAUAUAAAUGCAUCGUUUGCUAACAUCACCAGUCUGAACUCAUCAACUCUGAGAACCUUCCAAUGGUUACACCACUUACACGUCCCCUUUAACAACAUCUCGCGCGUUGUCAAUGGAACAUUCCAAGGCAUGCCAACAUUGCGAACACUCUACCUCGACCACAAUAAAAUCUCUACGAUAGAAGUGGGGGCGUUCAAUGGACUAAAGAAUCUAUUGAUCCUGAACCUCGACUACAAUCAAAUAGUGGACCUUCACCAAGGAAGCUUCAAAGGCCUUGAUUCACUGCAACAGCUGGGUCUUCGUUAUAACAGACUAAAAAAGUGGGACAGUUUUCUAGUGUACGACGCCCCAAAACUGAUAUACUUAUUCAUAAUCGGCAACAGCGAUUUCAAACUCAAGAAGGUUCUCCUUCGUAACACCACAAUCCAGGAGAUUGACCAGGCGUGGCUUGAUGGAAAAUGCAAACAAUGCAACCUGAUCCGCCAAAACGUGUCUAUAUCCUACUUGUAUCCAAAAGAGGAAUGCCAAUACAUUCCAGACGAGGUGAUGCCAAUAGUACGCGAGAUCCAUUCCCGACUAGUUGUAUUUGAAGGACGAUGCAAGGGCGGCGUGAAGUGCGAAAUCGUCGCUACCUCUUUAUCUAAGAUCACCAGCGGAAUCAAAGACUCAUGUUGGGAGGUCCUCUACAAUACGAGAUACCUCGAAUACGUCCUGGCAACCAUCACCAUAGUAGUCAAUGCUCUCGUUGUCAUAGCAACAAUCAGUAUACGGUUUCUGAGGAAGAAGGUGACGUUUGCGCUAAUUGGGCACAUGGCGUUUUGUGACGUCAUGAUAGGGGUGUAUGGCGUUGUCGUGGCGUACGGCCAUGGUAUGGUACUGGAUAAAAACAGCGUCUUCAGGGAUUUUCGAUUUCGUAUUUGUCCUUUUAUCAGAACUGUCUUCACACUUGGUCAGUUUAUGGAGGUGGCUACAUCAUUACUGGUCACUUUGGAUAGGUACCUGGCCAUAGUAUUUGUGAUGAAGCUGGGGGUCCGAUUGAAGCCGCGUUUAGCCGCUGGGUGUGUACUUCUCUUCUGGGUUGUGGCCGCUGCGAUGUCCGCGCUUCAGCAAGUCUUUGAUAAGUCUGUCAUAUCUGAUAACCUGAUGUGUGUGCUGGUUCGCGAUUUUCAGCACUCUGUAACGUUCUUCUUCAGCCAGGGUAUCAUGAUUAUGCAGGUCUUUCUCUACGUCGUUGUCAUCGCCAUGUACGUCCACAUCUACGUCUACGUGCGGCGCUCACAGAGGAACGCAGGCGUGCAACGAGAGAGCAAGCUUGCGCGACGCGUUGGGAUCAUUGUUUUGACAAAUCUCUUGUUCUUUGUUAUACCGAAUGCCACAGUCUUCAUCGUGACAACUGGGAAUCUGUAUUUCGAAACAAAUGCUGUAGCCAACAGCAUGAUUCGACGGUGGCUUCCUCCGGUUUGCAUCUUACUUAACGCGAGCCUAAAUCCCUUCCUGUUCGCUUACCGCAACGAUACAUUCAAAGACGCAGUGAGGUCGCGCCUGGGGAUGGUGGCCCCGCGGGCUGCACAAGCCAAGCCACCUGCGCCGGUACACAAAAUCAAGGUAAACAACAAAGUUAACAUGGCACUCGAGGAUGAUGGUGAAGUCAAAGCCCCAAAAGACAGUAAACCGUCCGCCGCAAACCAGAGUCUGCCAACCAGUGAAACCAAAACGACUUCUACACUAAACGCGACAUCUGAUAAAAGCAAAGUCGGAAAGGAAAGCGUUGAAAUACUAGAAAAACUCAGCAAUUCAAUCGCUACCGAUUCUCCUGGAUUGACACAAGAUAUUUUGUCGUGUGCCAAAGCGUUUAAUCGCUUGAACAACGAAGUGGACGAACGUCUUUAGAAAACUGGAAAAUGUAUACCGGAUACAAGCAGUAGUCUGUAAACGAUAUGGUCAUAUCACUAGGGGUCAUAUCAUCGUCAUUUGUAGGGGUGAUAUCAUGGCCAUUUGUAGGGGUCAUAUCAUGGCCAUUUGUAGGGGUCAUAUCAUGGCCAUUUGUAGGGGUCAUACCAUGGCCAUUUGUAGGGGUCAUACCAUGGCCAUUUGUAGCGGUCAUAUCAUAACCAUUUGUAGGGGUCAUAUCAUGGCAAUUUGUAGGGGUCAUAUCAUGGCCAUUUGUAGGGGUCAUAUCAUGACCAUUUGUAGGGGUCAUACCAUGGCCAUUUGUAGCGGUCAUAUCAUAACCAUUUGUAGGGGUCAUAUCAUGGCAAUUUGUAGGGGUCAUAUCAUGGCCAUUUGUAGGGGUCAUAUCAUGACCAUUUGUAGGGGUCAUAUCAUGGCCAUUUGUAGGGGUCAUAUCAUGACCAUUUGUAGGGUCAUAUCAUGGCCAUUUGUUGGGGUCAUAUCAUGGCCAUUUGUAGGGGUCAUAUCAUG